AUGGCCUCCAACAGUCUGUUCAGCAGCACUAGUCCCAUGCUGUACUGGGAUACUGUGGGAAAAUGCCGGCAGGUUCCAUCACCUAAACCUCACCAACAGGAAGAGCAGGAGGUGAGGGUGCCGUUGCAGCAGCAUGGCGCAGCAUCCCAGAGAGGCUUGGUGCACACUGACAGCCCAAACUUCCUCUGCAGCAUCCUGCCACCACACUGGAGGUGCAACAAGACCCUGCCAAGAGCUUUCACUGUAGUUGCUCUGGGUAAUGACGUGCCAGACGGUGUGGUUGUUACAGUGAUGGCUGGCAAUGAUGACAACUGCAGCGCUGAGCUACGCAAUGCCACAACAACAAUGAAGCAAGGUUAUGCCCACUUCAACGAUCUCCGGUUCAUUGGUCGCAGUGGCAGAGGUAAAACGUUCACGCUGUCGAUCAACGUGCUGACCUCUCCUCCUCAAAUAGCCACUGUACACAGAGCCAUUAAGAUCACUGUGGAUGGACCUCGGCUCCCGAGACGUCAGAGACAGAAGGAAAUGAAAUCAGGAAUAUUCCGGCCUCCCAGCAGUAUCGGCAGUACUGACCGCAGAUCCUUUUCCUCCUUGUGGAACAACGAAUCAUCAUUUCUUGGUCAGGUGACGUCUCUGACAUCCUCCUUCACUUCAGCUCCCAGACUGCACCACCUGCCCAGCGUCCCCUUCUCCACCCCGCCCUACACCUCUUACCUGCCUCCUGCUCCACCUGCUCCCCCUGCGCUGAGCCACAGCGCCCAGUUCCAGCCCAGCACUUUCUACUACGGGUCGAACCAAUUGAACCAGAGCUCAGCGGAGGAGCGCAACGUCGCUGCAGCCAUGGCCAAUUACAUGGAAGGGGCGUGUCUUAGCAUGAGAGGGGAGGAGCCUGUCUGGAGGCCUUACUGA
Molecule: messenger RNA, 909 nt
Organism: Poeciliopsis prolifica (blackstripe livebearer)
Lineage: Eukaryota; Metazoa; Chordata; Actinopteri; Cyprinodontiformes; Poeciliidae
Gene: runx2a
Product: RUNX family transcription factor 2a
Exons: 6
Coding region: 1-909 (302 amino acids)
Biological process (GO): neuron differentiation; hemopoiesis; regulation of cell differentiation
Cellular component (GO): nucleus
Molecular function (GO): DNA-binding transcription factor activity, RNA polymerase II-specific; ATP binding; RNA polymerase II cis-regulatory region sequence-specific DNA binding
Source: RefSeq, a predicted model, not a curated record